AUGUUGUCAUCAACUCAAUUAUUAUCUGUUUUAUCAAUUACACUAGUUGUACUUUCUGUGCAUUUUGUAAAUGGUGUUCCUAUAAAUUCAGACUCAUCCGAUGAAAUAAAUUCAGUAAUCAAUGAUGCAACUAAACUAGUUGAUGAUGAACCAAUGUUCUACAAACGAAAAUUACCUCUGGAAGGUAUUCUAAUUGGUCGACGAGAUUUUCCAAAUGAUGGUAGUUUACUUGACAAACGCGAUUAUUCAACAGAAGGAAUUUUACUUGGAAAACGUCAAUACCCAUUCGAAGGAAUUCUACUUGGAAAACGUAACUAUCCAACCGAAGGAAUACUUUUAGGCAAACGUGAUUUUCGUUUAUUCGCACCGAAACCAACAUUUUAUAACUGA
Messenger RNA from Rotaria sp. Silwood2, 390 nucleotides. The record is from the annotation of a GenBank genome assembly. Lineage: Eukaryota; Metazoa; Rotifera; Eurotatoria; Philodinida; Philodinidae.